AUGAAGGAGCAGGAUCGAGCGGGGAAAGAGAGAGGGAGCAGAAGACGAGAGCGAGGAAAGAAAGAGGGGCACGCGGGAAAGAGCGGGAAGAAGGAGGGCCGGCAGACGGGCGGCCAGAGGACGAAAAACCCGGGGAAGAGGAGAGGGGCACCAAACAAACGGAAGACGAGGGAGGCGGAACGACCAGAGCAAAAGAGCGGGGGGAAAGGGGGAGAAGCGGGGGGGGGAGAAAGGGCCAGGACGGGGACAAAGAGGGGAGGGGGACAAAAAGGGGAGAGGGGGCGACAACACAAGGGCCAGGACAAAGGGCGCGGGAGAGGAGAAGCGGGAGCCAGAGGGAGGCACCAGAAGGGCCAGGACGAGGGAAGAGAGAAAGGAGCAAGGAAGGCAGAGCGCGACGCGCGAAAAGGAAGAAAGGCGCGGGAGAACAAGACACCAGGGAGCGGGAACCCGGAAGGGGACAAAGGGGGGGGGCAGGAAAGAGAAAGAAGAAGAACAGGGAGAGGAGAGGAAGCGAGGGGGGAGCCGAGGGGGGCACGCAGAGACCCGGAAGGGAGGGGAAGCAAAGAGACGCGCCCACGGGAAAGGGCAGGAAGGGCCGCGACAGAAGACAAGGGGCAGAAGAAGAAAGGGAGAGAGGCAGGGAAAGGGAGCGGGAGAAAGCCCGGAGGGAGGCAGAAGGCGCGAAAGGAGGAGGGAAGGAGGAGGAGGGGCAGGAGGGACGCGGGAAAGGGGGGCGAAGGGAGGGAAGAGCCGCAGGGAAGGAAGAAGAGGGACCAGGGGGGGCGCGAGAAAGGGGGAGAAGGAACGGAGGGAGGAGGGAGGAGCGCAGGCAAGAGGGAGGGGGAAACAGCAAGGAAAGAGAGAAAGAGCGGGAGAAGGGCAGGGCAGGGGAAAGACGGAGACGGGGGAAAGAAAAAGCGGGGGAAAGCGAGAAGGAGGAGCGCGACGGGAAGAGCGAGGGGGGCGGGGAAGGGGGGGGAGAGACACCAGGCAGCCGACAGCGAAAAGGGGGGGCACAGGGCGAGAGGCAGAGAAGGGGCAGGGGGGAGCAAACGAAAGGGGGCCGAAGAAGCGCGGGAAGCAGAGAAGGAACCGGGGGGACGCGAAGGCCCGGACGGCAGGAGCGGGGGAGCACCAGGAGAGAACCAGAAGGGCCAGAAGCGCAACAGAGGGGCGAGGAAAGGGCGAGCAAAAGCGAGGGCGCCCCCGACAAAGGAAGGACGGGAAGAAGGAGGAACAGAGCCGCCGGGAGCGGCGAGAGACAAAGACAGGACAGGGAGGGAAGAAACCAGGAGACGGGGGAAGAGGCGACGGGGGGACGGGCGGGGGGGGGAGCCCCGCAAGGCCAAGGCCAAACGGGGGAGACAAGGAAGGGCCCGAAAGGGCAAAAGGAGGACAAGAACACGGGGGGGCACAAAGGGGAGAGGAGCGCGAGAAGAGCCAGAAGAGGAGGGGACACGACGCGAGGGACAAGCCAGAAGAGGGGGCCAAGCCAGCGCGGCAAAGGGGAAAGAGAGGGAGAACGGGAAGAGGGGGAGCGGCAGGGGGAGACGGGAAGAGACUCAGGGACGCGAAGCAAGGCGGAAGAGGGAACGGAAAAGCGGAAGAGGAAGGCAGAAAAGACGAACAGGGCGCCACGAGGGCAACACAACGGGAAGGACAGGGACGGGAAGCAAGCCGGAAGAGGGAACGGAAAAGCCGGAAGAGGAAGACAGGAGCAAAGCGGAGGAAAGGGAUGCAGAAAGGAGAACAGGGAAGACGGGACAGAAGAAGGGCCCAGAAGGGAGGAGUGAAGGAGAACACCCCCCGGGGAAGGGGGGCCACAAGGCGGGCGCGGAAAAACGGGCGAGGAAAACCGGGGGGAAAAACCGAGACAAAAAAGAGGACAAGAGAAAAGAGAGGCAGGCCCGCAGGAAAACGGCACGAGGAAAACCACGGGGGAAAAACCGAGGGGAAGAAAAGAGGACAGAGAGAGGGAAAAACAGAGAGGGGAGGGGGCGCCGCAGGAAAAACCGGAACGGAAGAAAACCCGGGGGAAAAACGGAGGGAAGGGAAAAGAGGACAACCAGAAGCCGGCAGGGCGCAAACCGCAGAAGCGGCAGGAGGGGGGGGGGGGGCCAGGGAAGCAAGGAGGGGGCAACGGGGCCGCAGGGCAGGACGAGAGCAGACGCAGGCGCGGGAAAAACCCACACGAGAAACCCAAGCGGGAGAAAAACGAGGGAGGAAAAGAGGACAGGAGAGGGAGGGAGGGAGGGGGCAAAGAGGGCGCAAGGGGGAGGCGGGGAGGACGGAAGCGGCAGGAGGGACGGGCAAGCGGCCGGAGGGAGGAAGGAAAGGGAUGCCCGGGGGGGGGCAAAGAGAGGGCGCAAGGGGGAGGCGGGAGGACGGAAGCGGCAGGAGGGGACUGGCAAGCGGCCGGAGGGAGGCGAGGAAAGGGACGGCCGGCGCCCCCGGAAGAGAACAAGCGGCAAGGGCGACAGAGAGGGCAAAAGGGGAAGAGAGGGAGGGGACAAAGCGGCGGGAGGGGCACGAGAGGAGGGGACAAGAAGCGGAGGGCGCGGCGAGAGCGCAGAGAACAGGGGGGCAACACAAGGGGGAGGGGCCGCAGGGGGAACAGGGAGGGAAAGGCAGGGAGAACCAGGGGGGACGGGGCAGGGCGGGGAGCAAACAAAACAGCCAGGACCCAAGGAGCCGAGGAAAACCGGAGCAGGGGGGCGGACAGAAAGGGCAGGGCGGGGGAGCGCGAAGAGACCGGAGGAGAGGGGAAGCAGGAGGCAAGGACGGCAGGGGGAGGGGGAGCACGAGAGGGGGCGAGCAAGGGCAGCGCAAAGAGGGGGCGAGGAGGGAACGGCGGGGGCGAGAAGGGGCGCCAACGAGAAGGAAGGAAGGGACGGCGAGGCCAAAAAGGGGCCGGAGCGGCGGCAAGAGAGGAGGAGGCAACCGGAGGGGGAGAAAAACAGGACACGGAGAGGCAGAGAGACAGGGGAAAAAGCAGGGGGAGAGGGAGGCGGACGGGGGGAGAGAAAAAAAAGCGGCAAAGAAAAACGCGAGCGGCAAGGCGAGAGAAGACGGAGAGCGGGCACAAGCGGGGAGGGCAAAAGGCGCAGGCGGGAAACAGGAACGGACAGCAGCAAGCGCGGGAGAGAGGGCAGGGAGGGGGACACCAGCAAGCGGGACGGAGAGAAGAAAGAAGAAAGAAGGGCAGGAGCAACCCGGGAGCGAGCACACAAGGGGACAGAGGAGGCCGGCAAGGAGGAGAGGAACGCCAGGCGCAACCCGGGAAAGAGGAAAGAAGGACACAGAAGAAGACGGAAAGAAAGCCGCAGGGCGAGAAGGAGGAAGCCAGCAGGGAGGGCGCAAAAGAAAGGGAACGGCAGAGCGAAAGGGAGGAGGCGGCCAAGGGGAGGAGGGAGCGGAACGGAAGGCCAGGGACCGGGGGAGAGGAGAGGGGAGGAAAAGCAAGGAAGGGGCGCGGCGGGAACCCAGAGGCGACAAACGCGCGGCGAGCACCGCAGGAGGCGGAGGGCGCGGGCAGGCACACACCCAGGGGGAACCGGCAGGGGGAACGCGCAAAGGGGGGAGGGGGAGAAAGAGAAGGAGGCAGGGGAGCGAGGCGAGCGAGGCCGGAAGGGCGCCGGGAGAGAGGAAAGAGGCAGGGCACGGCGGGGGCCGAACGCGGGAGCCAGAGGAGCAGAGAACGAGCAAGGGGGAAGGGCAAGGGGGGGGCGACAACGAGAACCGGGGGGAAAACGCCCAGAGGGGGAAAAGGAAGGGCAAGGGCGAAAACAACCAGAGGCGAAACAGGGCCCAAAGAGAGGGGGAGCGGGGCGGGCCGCAGCCCGAGGAGGACGGGGGGGGGGGGCACCGAGAAGGCGGACCAGGGGGGGCGGCAGCGGGACGAACGGCGGCAGGACAGAAGGAGGCAAGCGAGGGCAAGAGGGACAAGAGGGCGGGACGAGAGCGAGGAGGAGGAGCCAGAGCGCGGGCACCGAGAGAGCGCCGACACGGCGAGGGGCAAGGAGGAGCGAGAGAGAGGGGGGGGCCAAGGAGAGAGGACCGAGGCACGGCGGGGAGGAGCAGGAGGAGCAAGAGAGGGAGGGGCAGAGGAGGGGCGAAAAGCGCAAAGAGAGGAGCGGGGGAACGGCCAGGGCAAGCGAACGAGGACAGGGAGGGAAAGAAGGAAGAGGGGGGAGGCGGAGGAAAGGGCGGGGCAGGCCAAAAAGCGACGGAGGAGGAGAGGAGCGCCCCCGAAGGCCGAGAAACAAGCGGCAGGAGGAAGGCAGGCAACGGACCCAAGGAGAGGGAGGGAGCCCCGAGCAGGGGCGGGCGGAGGAAGCAAGAGACGGAGGGGCGGGGAGAGCCCGGGGAGAGGGACGGGGGGGGGGGAGAGAAAAGAGACGGCGCAAAGAAAAGAACGCAGAGAGGGAAAGGGGACGGCGGAAACCACGGACGAGGGGAAAAAGGGGGGAGAGCAAGCCGGGAGGGAGGAGGGGGGAGAGGCAGGGAGGGAGACGGGGGAAAAAGAACGGGACGCAGAGGAACGGCAGAGCAAGCCGGCGGGGAGGGAGGGGAGAGGGGGACCAGGGGGGGCAAGAAGGCAGCGGCAAGGGCAGCCGAAAAGGAGGACGGAGAGAAGGAAAGCCGGAAGCGACCGGCGGGGCAAAGAAAGAGACAAAACAAGGAGGGCGAGAAAGGGAAAGAGCAGAGGCCCAAAGCGCAGGGCAAAGAGGGGCGAGAGCAGAAACGAGCACGGGAAACAGGGCAGAGCCGGGAAGAGGAGCACAGGCAAGCGAAGGGGGAGCAACGACAGGGGCAACCGAACCAGAGGGAGAAGGCAGGCGAGGGCCGCACGGAGAAGGGGGGGGAGGAAGCGCAAGAGCGAGGGCCGAGAGCAAAGCAGAAAGGGCCAACAAGAGAAAGAACAAAAGCGCGGAGAGGAACAGAAGCAAGAGAGGAGAGGCGAAAGGGGGCAAGGAAAGAGAAGCACAGGCAAGAGGGGAGAGAAGGGGCCCGGAGGGCGGGGACACCAAACGCGCAAGGGAGGCAGGCACAGCCAGAAAGAAAGAGGAGCAGGGGGACACACAAGGCAGGACAGGACAAGAGAGAGGGGAGGAAGGCAGAAAGGAGAAAAAGGAGAGAAGGACCGGGCGCCGAAGAAGAAGGAGCACAGGGGGCGGCCGGGCCCAGGCAGGCCGAGGGCGGGGAGGCAAAAACAGGACGGGGCCAAGCAAGCGCGCAGGGGAGGCAGAGGGGCAGAGCAAGCAGGAAAACAGCACAAAAGAGCAAGAGAGACAAGCGGAAAACGGCAGAAAAGGGGCAGAAGGGGGACCGGGAGGGCAGAAGGGGCGGGGGGAAAACGGGAACACAGGGGGACACAAAAGGGGGCAGAGAGGGAGGGCAGCAAGGCGAGAACGGACAGAAAAAGGGGCAGGGCAAGCCAAGGGGGGAAGGAGGGGGCCGAAAGGGGCACAACAGGGCGCCAGGCAGAAAAAGAAGGGCAGCACACGGCCAAAACGGGACAAACCUGGCCCCCGACUCCUCUAG
Molecule: messenger RNA, 5547 nt
Organism: Ipomoea nil (Japanese morning glory)
Lineage: Eukaryota; Viridiplantae; Streptophyta; Magnoliopsida; Solanales; Convolvulaceae
Product: filaggrin-like
Exons: 2
Coding region: 1-5547 (1848 amino acids)
Source: RefSeq, a predicted model, not a curated record